GGAAAUACAUAUAUAUAAAUAUAUAUAGCAGCAACACAAAAGCAUAUACAAUUUCCAAAUCGAAACACUUCAUUAGCAAUGGAACUCUUGAAGCUUUUGAUCACCCUUUUCAUUCUACAAGCUUUUCUCCCCACCACUACAUUGAUACAAGCAGCUCCUACAAACUCAAAUCUCUUCAGAGAAUAUAUCGGAGCAAUGUUCAAGAGUGUCAGAUUCACUGAUGUUCCUAUUAACCCAGAUGUUGAACUCCACUUUAUUCUCUCUUUUGCCAUAGACUAUGACACCUCAAGUUCUCCCUCUCCCACCAAUGGAAAAUUCAACAUCUUUUGGGACUCCGCCAAUCUCAGUCCCUCCGAAGUUUCUUCCAUCAAGAGACGCCAUUCGAAUGUUAAAGUAGCCUUGAGCCUAGGCGGGGAUACGGUGGCAAGUCGUUUUGCUUACUUUAGUCCUUCUUCAGUAGACUCAUGGGUAUCAAAUGCUGUUUCUUCUCUAACACGAAUCAUCAAGGAGUAUAAUUUGGAUGGAAUUGAUAUUGAUUACGAGCACUUUCAUGGUGAUCCUCAUACCUUUUCUGAAUGCAUUGGACGGCUUAUAUCUACCCUCAAAAGAAAUAAAGUUAUCUCAUUUGCCUCAAUUGCUCCAUAUGAUGAUGAAGAAGUUCAAAAACGUUACCUGGCCUUGUGGAAGAGUUAUGGUCACCUAAUAGAUUAUGUCAACUUCCAAUUUUACGCGUAUGAUAAAGGGACCACUGUAUCUCAGUUCAUGAAUUACUUCAUGACACAGACCUCUAACUAUAAUGGUGGUAAGGUGUUGGUGAGCUUUUUGAGUGAUGGCAGCCGGGGUUUAUCACCAGAUGAUGGCUUCUUCACUGCCUGCAGCAGACUCAAGAGCCAGAAAAAACUUCAUGGUAUCUUUAUUUGGUGUGCAGAUGACUCAAAGGCAAACGGCUUUCUCUAUGAGAAGCAAUCACAAGCGUUACUUGCAAAUCCGCAUUAGUAUCGUCGUUACAUGAUGAGAUGGUGUCCUUAUAUCUUGGGAACACCACAUCAUUGUGUCGUAUGAUACAUGCAUCAAUCAGAGUGGCAAGUUCUCAAUUACUCCUUAAAUUAUUGUGCUCAAAAUUUUUACAAAGUCUUGGAAGACUUUUGUAUCAACAAGCAAUAAAUACCUUCUUAGUAAUAUGGUUGCCUUUCUAAAUCAAAUUCAUUCCCGAAUUUUCUCCUAAUCACUUACAGAACCUGAAAUUUUUUUCAUAGCCGAUUAAUCGGCACCCUGUUCUCCUCAAUAUGAAUCAGAAACUUCAAAGUGCUCA
Messenger RNA from Pistacia vera, 1312 nucleotides. RefSeq names its product chitinase 2-like. Gene Ontology annotation, biological process: carbohydrate metabolic process. Gene Ontology annotation, molecular function: hydrolase activity, hydrolyzing O-glycosyl compounds. The transcript has a single exon. NCBI's taxonomy places the organism in Eukaryota, Viridiplantae, Streptophyta, Magnoliopsida, Sapindales, Anacardiaceae. The record is from RefSeq and is a predicted model, not a curated record. The coding region runs from base 79 to 996 and encodes 305 amino acids.